GAGGGACAGAGAGGGACACAAGCAUAACCCUGCGACACUAAGAUAACCUGGAAAAAAAGGCCCAGGCCUGCAGGAGCUGAUGGACAGCUGUCAGUCGGAUCUGAUGCAGCACCAUUCAGUUGAUAAACCAGAAUGAGAUAAGGUCACAGUCUAUCAAUGAUUUACGAAUUUUAUAGAUCUACAGUCUGAAGAAAUGACAGACAUCAUGAAACAGACAGACAGACUGUCCCUUCAGUCUCUGCUCAGACCACUCAGUGUUUUGUUGCUCCAGCUUCUCUUCACACACUUUUCUAAAGGUGAAUCUCAGUUGAUUGGUCCACCUCAUUCAGUAGUAGCAGCAGUUGGAGACGACGUCAUUUUGCCAUGUCACCUGGAACCUGUGAUGGAUGUUACUGCAGAGACAUUGGAGUGGAAGAGAUUUGACCUCAAACAAAGAUUUGUCCAUGUGCUGCGUGCUGGUCAGAACCUCGAGCAUGUAAAAAAUCCGUCCUACAGAGGAAGAACAUCACUGUUUACUGAUGAACUGAAGAGAGGAAACAUUUCACUCAAACUCUCCAAAGUACAACUCUCUGAUCAGGGAAUAUAUCACUGUGACAUUCCAGAACUGGGAAAACAAUCUUCAGUUAAGCUUGUUGUUGCAUCAGGUGCUGUUUCCCCACCUGUCAUCAGUUUAGCAGGAAUUGACAGAGAGAGAGGAGAGGUGAUUUUAAACUGCGAAUCUAAAAGCUGGCAUCCAGAGCCUGAGGUGUUGUGGCUGGACGGUGAGGGAAAGCUCCUCUCUGCUGGACCUACAGAGACAGUCAGAGGUCGUGAUGACCUCUAUACUGUCAGCAGCAGAGUGACUGUGGAGAAGAGACACAGCAACAGCUUCACCUGUAGAGUCCAACAGAGGAACAUCAACCAGACCACAGAGACACACAUCCAGGUUCCAGAUGAUUUCUUUAAGAGACCGAGAGACGCCACAGGGAUGAAACUGAAGAAGAAGGAAGGAGGAAUCACUCUGAAACUAACAGAACUGAAGAUCAGCUCGCUACUGAAGAGGAAAUGA
Molecule: messenger RNA, 1048 nt
Organism: Epinephelus fuscoguttatus (brown-marbled grouper)
Lineage: Eukaryota; Metazoa; Chordata; Actinopteri; Perciformes; Serranidae
Product: butyrophilin subfamily 1 member A1-like
Exons: 7
Coding region: 194-1048 (284 amino acids)
Source: RefSeq, a predicted model, not a curated record